AUGGAGCUCACCCUGCUUGCGAUCGCGGUCGCUGGACUAUCCUCUAUCCCACUCGCUCGGUGUGAGAAGCAGGUCACAGAUGGAAUAUCCAGCUGUGGAAACGCAUGGAUGCCUAGAGAUAAUGUCACUAUUGCGCAAGGAACGGACACGCGUAGGGGAUAUAGUACGGCGGUGCAAACCUUUUGUAGCGCAGCGAAUGGGCAGACGGUGAAGCCUAGCGGAUAUCUCUCCCUCGCGACGGAAGUCUUCCUUAACGACGGGAAGGACCCCGCUACUUACGGUGUUCUAGGAUUUGUAUACUUCGAGGUCCACAAUAAAGAAAGCUCGGAUCAUACUAUUUCAAUCGAGAAUUGUGAGAAAUACCUCUUGGCACUUAGCGCCGACGGUGGUCAAUGUUCUGGAGAGCAAAACCACGACACCAAGGGUGGCACCUGGCAAGUUGGGAAUAAUGGCGUCUCGUACCAUGCUUUAGGCAAUGAGAUACCGCCUCAACAAGAUGCCGUUAACAAAUUGUUUUCCGGCUCUGCUUUAGGGGCACAAAGUGUGAAUAAAGGAUCCGGUCCACCCCUGAACCCCUGGCCGCUGGAGUCUGUGAAUAGCGUCAAGCCAACGAACUGCCAUAGCCAUAACGACUAUACCCGAAACAUCCCAGUAUAUUCCGCUUUAAGUGCAGGGUGUAUUGGGAUUGAAGCUGAUGUCUGGUAUUCUAACGGAGACGUUACUAUCGGCCAUAUCCUUCCAACUCCCGGAAGGACUUUAACGGUGCAGUACACCCAGCCGCUGCGAGCAAUACUAGACCAUAACAACGGCGGUUCUCCUGGAAAUGUUGGCCUGUACAAGGCCAGCCCUGGACAGAGCGUUACGCUGCUUGUAGAUUUCAAGACCUCUGAUACCCAGACUCUGGAUGCUGUCGUCAAGGCACUCCAACCCCUCCGGGAUGGCGGAUACCUCAGUCACCUCGAUGGUGACAAGUUCGUUGAGAGACAGAUCACAGUUGUCGCUAGCGGGAGUGCUCCGUUUGACCGCAUCAGCUCAGGCGACGGUGUCCCCAACCGAGACGUAUUUUACGAUGCUCACGUGGACCAAUGGGACAGCAGCUUCACCAGCCAGAAUUCCUACUACGCCUCGGCCGAUUUUGAAGACGCCGUCGGAAGCCCAGGCAGCGUGAACGAUUUCAGUCAGGACCAAAAGAGUACAGUCCAAUCGCAAGUUGAGAAAGCUCAUUCGGCGGGUCUUAAAGUGCGAUACUACAAUCUGCCGGGAGAUUAUCUUUGGGAGCCCCUGGCAGCGCUUGGUGUAGAUCGGUUAAACGCCGAUGAUAUGUAUGACACGGCUAGGCUUCCACGGGUAUAG
This is a messenger RNA of Daldinia loculata, 1353 nucleotides long. RefSeq lists its product as uncharacterized. The transcript has 5 exons. Lineage: Eukaryota; Fungi; Ascomycota; Sordariomycetes; Xylariales; Hypoxylaceae. The coding region runs from base 1 to 1353 and encodes 450 amino acids. Gene Ontology annotation, molecular function: phosphoric diester hydrolase activity. The record is from RefSeq and is a predicted model, not a curated record. Gene Ontology annotation, biological process: lipid metabolic process.